CUGUGUUCCCGACAUUUCCUUUGCCGAUUGAGCUGUGUUAAGAAGAUCGAACCAGAAGCUUCCCGUAAGAGUCAUUCAGAAAUGGAGCAGACCUUCAUCAUGAUUAAGCCCGAUGGCGUCCAGCGCGGCCUGGUUGGUGAAAUCAUCGGCCGCUUUGAGAAGAAAGGCUUCUACCUUAAAGGUUUGAAGCUCAUCACUGUCGAGCGUGCUUUCGCCGAAAAGCAUUAUGCUGAUUUGUCUGCAAAGCCAUUCUUUAGCGGUCUCUGUGAUUACAUUGUUUCUGGGCCUGUUGUGGCAAUGGUGUGGGAGGGAAAGGGUGUGGUUGCAACCGGUAGGACCAUCAUUGGAGCCACAAACCCCUUGCAGUCUGCUCCUGGAACCAUCCGUGGUGACUUUGCCAUCGACAUUGGGAGGUAAAAAAUCACUUUACUGCUUUUCUAUGUUAUGG
Messenger RNA from Cuscuta campestris, 448 nucleotides. Lineage: Eukaryota; Viridiplantae; Streptophyta; Magnoliopsida; Solanales; Convolvulaceae. The record is from the annotation of a GenBank genome assembly.